Penicillium waksmanii is the source of this 1155-nucleotide messenger RNA. RefSeq names its product NADP-dependent oxidoreductase domain-containing protein. The coding region runs from base 1 to 1155 and encodes 384 amino acids. The transcript has a single exon. The record is from RefSeq and is a predicted model, not a curated record. Lineage: Eukaryota; Fungi; Ascomycota; Eurotiomycetes; Eurotiales; Aspergillaceae.
AUGUCGACGAUCUUCGCUCCCGCCCCGGAGCCCGCCACCGAGCUUGGUCGCUACCGCAUCCUUUCCUCGACGGCCGGUAUUCGCGUAUCCCCACUCCAGCUAGGAGCAAUGUCCGUCGGAGACGCAUGGUCCAGCUUCAUGGGAUCAAUGGACAAAGAAUCCUCCUUCAAACUACUAGACGCAUUCGUCGCAGCCGGUGGUAAUUUCAUCGACACAGCAAAUAACUACCAAGACGAACAAUCCGAGAAAUGGCUCGGAGAAUGGAUGACUGCCCGCAAGAAUCGCGAUCAGAUGGUUAUUGCAACCAAAUUCACCACCGACUAUAAAUCCUACGCCCUGGGCAAAGGAAAUGUCCCAAAUCAUUGCGGUAAUCACCGUCGCAGUCUGAAUAUCUCGCUCCGCGACUCACUACAUAAGUUGCAGACGGAUUAUAUUGAUAUUCUCUAUCUGCAUUGGUGGGAUCAUACUACCUCUAUCAAGGAGGUUAUGGAUAGUUUGCAUAUGCUGGUUGAGUCGGGGAAGGUUAUGUACCUGGGUAUCUCUGACUCGCCUGCGUGGGUGGUUGCCGCGGCCAACACCUACGCUAUUGAGCAGGGGAAGACGCCAUUUAGCAUUUACCAAGGUCGAUGGAAUGUCAUGCUGCGUGAUUUUGAACGGGAUAUUAUCCCAAUGGCCCGUCACUUUGGUAUGGCUCUUGCCCCUUGGGACGCUAUAGGUAGCGGCAAAUUCCAGACGAAGAAAUCUCUAGCAGAGCGGGCAAAGAAGGGAGAAGGACUGCGCAGUUUGACGGGUGAUGGAUCGCAAACGGAGGAUGAAGUCCGGAUGAGUGAGGCUCUGGCCAAGGUUGCUGAAGAACAUGGUAUUGAGUCUGUCACUGCUAUUGCACUCGCCUAUGUGAUGGCUAAAGCGCCGAAUGUUUUUCCCUUGGUGGGUGGUCGCAAGGUUGAAUAUCUUCAUGAUAAUAUUCAGGCGUUGAAGAUCAAAUUGUCGCAAGAGCAGAUUGAUUACUUGGAGAGUGUGAGACCGUUUGAGAUUGGGUUCCCUAAUAAUUUUAUUGGGGUUGAUCCUAGGGUGACGGGUCGUGCGACUGGAUUGUUGGCAGCGAAUGCGCAGUUUGCUUUUGUGCCGGCUCCGAAGCCUAUUACCCCGGCGUAG